Molecule: messenger RNA, 3715 nt
Organism: Solenopsis invicta (red fire ant)
Lineage: Eukaryota; Metazoa; Arthropoda; Insecta; Hymenoptera; Formicidae
Gene: ScsbetaA
Exons: 15
Coding region: 610-3447 (945 amino acids)
Biological process (GO): tricarboxylic acid cycle; succinyl-CoA metabolic process
Cellular component (GO): mitochondrion; succinate-CoA ligase complex
Molecular function (GO): succinate-CoA ligase (ADP-forming) activity; ATP binding; metal ion binding
Source: RefSeq, a predicted model, not a curated record
UAUAUAUUUGCAUUCAAUUUUAUUAAAUUACUAUUGAAAUAUGAGUUUAAAUUGUAACGUGAUACGAAUGCACAUAUAUUUCAUAUGAUUGGGAGAUACUUCAGUGUACAAAGAUCACAAGUUUUACUCAAACGCACAUUUUAUUCAACUUUUGAAAUUAUUUUUAUAUCACAUUUAUGUUAUUACCAACGCGUUAAUUUUACGUCGCUAACUUUUAUCUAUUGUGUUUUUUAUUCCAACGAACAUGCGCAUAUUUUUAUAAUCAUAUAGGUUUUUAAUCGUAAACUUUAAAAGCCAUUUCCUCAAGAAAGUGAUAACGGACGCCGAGUAAUGACGCAGUUGAAGAAAUCUAUUCGAAAAACGUAGAGGAUAUUUUUAACGUGGGUAUAUAGUGUCGAUUGAAGUAUCGUCCGAGAAUGAAUCGCGGUACUUAUCGCCGAUUACAAUAAAAAAAGAAGCGAGCAUAAUAUGCACUCGUCGCCUACUCAGCUCUCAAUGUCAGCUGUACAGAUGCGCACGGAGUGUCCUCAUGAGCAUCUUAAAUUGCGGAUAUUGCUGAGGAUGCAUGUAUAGUAGGUAUUAAACAAUUCAAAUUGAGAGCUAGCUGUCAUGUCGUUCAUGAUGUCAUCUUUAGUAGGAACAUUCGCGCGAAGAAUACACAAACAGCCGCUCUUGACACAUAGAGUUUCAGUUAUCAAACAACUGGUUCGAAAUUUAGAAGUGCACGAGCACAUAGCGUAUAGUUUAUUGAAGGAGGCUGGAAUUCCUACGCCGCCUUUUUGGGUGGCGAAGACACCUGACGAAGCCGCAAAUCUGGCCAAGAAUUUAAAGACGAAGGACCUCGUACUGAAGGCACAAGUUCUGGCUGGUGGUAGAGCGAAAGGACAGUUUAAGGAUAGCAAUGUUAGCGGUGUCGUGAUGUGCGACAGCGCUGAGCAAGUAAAGGAAUUAGCGGAGAGUAUGAUUGGUAAGGUGCUCAUCACCAAGCAAACAGGCUCGGCUGGAAAGAUAUGCAAUUCGGUGAUGGUAGUGGCGCGUAUGUUUCCACGUAAAGAGUAUUACAUGGCGGUGAUGUUGGAACGUACUUUUGACGGGCCCGUAAUGAUCGUCUCUAAGCAAGGUGGGGUGAACAUCGAAGACGUCGCCGCUACGAAUCCCGAAGCCGUAGCAUAUUUACCGAUUGACGUGAGCAAGGGUUUAACGCCCGCGCAAGCGAACAGCAUCGCCGAUAAGCUGGGACUCACGGGGAACAGCAAGGAGAUCGCGUCACUCGUCGCCUCUAAUCUCUACGAGUUGUUCGUCGAGAAGGACGCAUUACUACUCGAGAUCAAUCCGUUCGCGGAAGACAUCUGUGGCGAAUAUUACGCUCUGGACUGCAAGUGUAAGUUUGAUGAUAGUGCUGAUUUCCGGCAGAAGGAGCUAUUCGCACUGAAGGAUAUGACUCAGAUGGACCCGAAGGAGGUCGAGGCAGAGAAGUACGACUUAAAUUACAUAGCCCUCACCGGAAACAUUGGAUGCAUGGUGAACGGAGCUGGUCUGGCCAUGGCCACUAUGGACAUUAUCAAAUUGUACGGCGGCACACCGGCGAAUUUCCUGGACGUCGGUGGCACUGCCACGGUCGAGACGGUAACGGAGGGCUUCAAGAUAUUGUCCUCGGAUCCGAAUGUGGAAGCAAUCUUGGUGAACAUCUUUGGCGGCAUAAUGAGAUGCGAUAUAAUUGCCCAAGGGAUCAUAGACGCUACUGAACAGUUGAAUCUGAAAAUACCUAUAAUCGUGCGGUUACAGGGUACCAAUGUAACUAAAGCUAAACAACUAAUACUGGACGCCAAGCUGAAAGUAAUAAGUGUGGAUGAUUUUGCUCAAGCAGCUGAGACAUCUGUUAAGUUAGCGUUGAUGAUGAAUAUCGCGAAGUCAUUGAAUUUAGAUAUUACUUUUAGUGCUAAAUCACCGCAGAAGGAUUUUGGGAAAGUAAAAAUACCGCGUGAACUCUGCGUCACGAUGUGCUGCGCGUGGGAAAACGUCAAGCACCUGGGUGGGGGACUGCGAGGGGCGAAGCUCGCGCCUGGCCAGUUCACAACGGCCGUCGCUCAGGCAAAGAUGGCUACCAUGUUGUCGCGGGCGAUAUCACUCGCGGAGAGUCUCGGCCGAUUGAGCGGCCCCAAGAUAUUGGCGUGCAAGACUAGUUUAGUGAAACAGCCAGUCAGGAAUUUAAACGUGCACGAACACAUCAGCUACAGUUUACUGAAUGAGGCUGGUGUGCCGACGCCUAAAUUCGGAGUCGCCAAAACUUCCGAUGAGGCAGCCAAGCUUGCUGCCGACUUAAAGACGAAGGACAUCGUCUUGAAGGCCCAGGUCCUAGCCGGCGGCAGAGGAAAGGGACACUUCAAGGGAACGAACGUUAGCGGCGUAAAGAUGUGUGAAACUCCGGAAGAGGCAAAAUCAUUGGCGGGCCAGAUGCUCGGCAAACUGCUCAUCACGAAACAGACUGGCGAAGGCGGUAGGAUAUGCAACGGCGUGAUGGUCACACAACGCAUGUUUCCUCGUAAAGAGUACUACCUUGCUGUCAUGAUGGAAAGAGCCUUUGGUGGUCCCGUCAUAAUAGCUUCCAGUCAAGGUGGAGUAAAUAUCGAGGAAGUUGCGGCUACAAAUCCUACCGCCAUCAUGUAUGAACCUAUUGAUAUCAAUAAGGGCAUUACGAAAGAACAGGCGGAACGUAUAGUAAGCAAGCUCGGCCUCGACAACGUAAAGGACUAUAUUUCCAACAUGAUUAUAAAUCUUUACCAAAUGUUCCUUAAAAAAGACGCUCUUCUUUUGGAAGUAAAUCCACUCGCAGAGGACAUUAAUGGGAAUUAUUUUGCUCUAGAUUGUAAAUGUCGAUUUGAUGACAACGCUGAGUUUAGGCAAAAGGAACUCUUUAGCCUAAGAGAUUGGUCUCAGGAGGAUCCUAAAGAAGUCGAAGCUGCGAAAUUUGACUUGAAUUAUAUCGCGCUUGAUGGCAAUAUAGGUUGUAUGGUAAACGGGGCUGGUUUAGCUAUGGCCACAAUGGACAUCAUAAAGUUGCAUGGCGGUGAACCAGCAAAUUUUCUCGACGUUGGCGGCGGUGCAUCAACUUCGGCGGUGAAAGAAGCAUUUAAGAUCAUCACUUCUGAUCCACGAGUUCACGCUCUUUUAGUUAAUAUUUUUGGCGGCAUCAUGAGAUGCGACGUUAUAGCGGAGGGUAUUAUUGCCGCAACAAAGGAACUAAGUUUAAAAAUUCCUGUUGUCGUGAGAUUGCAGGGUACUAAUGUGGACGAAGCCAAGGCUCUUAUCGCAAAUGCAGGUUUAAAAAUUGUACCAAUUGAUGAUCUUGAUGAAGCUGCUCGGGUCGCGGUAAAAUUAUCGACUAUUGUCAAAUUAGCUCAAUCCGAAAAUCUGAGUGUGAAUUUCGAGAUACCUGCCAUUUCAUAAGUAGCAAAAAAAAGAAUUAUAAUCGGUAAUAUUAUUAAUUUAAGAAUAUUUUUGUCGAGAAUAUUCAAUCGUUGACAGAUUUCAGGUAUGUCUGGAAGUAAGAAUUGCAGUAAUAAUUUUAUAUGCGUUAUAUAUUCUCGUCAAAGAGUAACACCUUACAUAGUUGUUUGACUCUUUCCGGUAGACAAAAGUCUAUACAUAUAGAAUCGAAUAUAAAGAUGUAUAAUUAUAUAUACAUAUAUAUAUAAAAUAUACCUAUAUAUGGUUU